Loa loa (African eye worm) is the source of this 2775-nucleotide messenger RNA. RefSeq names its product HEAT repeat family protein. NCBI's taxonomy places the organism in Eukaryota, Metazoa, Nematoda, Chromadorea, Rhabditida, Onchocercidae. Gene Ontology annotation, cellular component: cytosol; protein serine/threonine phosphatase complex. Gene Ontology annotation, molecular function: protein phosphatase regulator activity. Bases 47 to 2761 code for a protein of 904 amino acids. The record is from RefSeq and is a predicted model, not a curated record. The transcript is spliced from 20 exons.
CAUUUUUUAGAUUGUCACUGCUUUGGAUGACUCAAAUCCAAACGAAAUGAGUGACUUGGAAGCUGGAAAGAAUGAAGAAACUCAACAAUUUGAAAGCAAGAUUGAUUGGGAAUUAUUGUUGAAUGCAGCAAAUGACCCGGUUCUUAACGAAUUACUUCAAUCACCGGUCGAUGAUGCAAUCAAGAUUCUCAAGACAGGACGAGAAAUUCAGAAACUAUCGAUAAUUCGAACAUUAAGCGAUUUGCUAGAAACCGAUGGUGAUGAAACAGUCGAAAAGAUCAUGCCAAUCGUUCAGGAAAUGCUGAAUGCAGAAUGUUCGAAUUUGGAUGUACAAUGUGAAGCAGCUGUUACCUACAAAAACAUUUAUCGAAAUAGCAAACUUAUCGCUCAUGUUCCAGGUAUUGGUGAUGUGAUCCUCAAUGGUAUAUUACAGAAUGCAACGCAACAAAAAGACAAUUUAACGGCAGCAGCAUGGUUAGAAACGCUUGUUGAAGUGAUUGAUCAAAUACCUGUAUCGCAACUCAAACAGAUUGUUGUACCAUUAACUAUUUCACAAGCUGAAACGUCACAGCGAGCACAGCGACGUGUACUAGCAACCAAAUUAGUUGAUAAAUUGUGUACAAAUUUGGAACCCAUCGAUAUUCGACGUGACAUCAUACCCUGUGUACAAAUGCUUUGUAAUGAUCCGAAUUCAAAUGUACGAAGCUCCAUGGCUCAACACCUGGCAGUUGUCGCCGAAUCGUUGAGGAAUCCGAGUGAUUGUGGGUCAGCAUUGGUGCCGUGUUUGGUGCAGCUGUGUAAGGAUACUGAAGUUGGAACACGUGAGGCGGCAUUGAACACCAUCGCUUUCUGCAUCCCAUUCUUAUCAAAAGAUCAACGGAAAUGUUCGAUAGUUCCGCUCUUGAGACGUUCCACCGAACAAGCAAUAAGUGCUCAGGAUGAAACGCUCAAUGUAGUGGCUAAAAAUCUUGGCCAAUGGAUCGAUUUAUUACAGAAUGUGUUGACAGCACGAGACCACAACUGGUUUUUAGAUACUUACGUUCGAAUUACCAAUCUGUCACGGUAUUCCUCAUCCAGUGAUAAUAAUAACGCUCUAUCGAAUAUUCAAACAUCUGUCAGACGCAUGUGCGCCUACAAUUUCCCUUGUAUGGUAUUGAAAUAUGGUAAAGAUUUCUUCAAAGAUCGUCUAUUACCAAUUUUGGAAGGUUUUUGUUGCGACCCAGACGAUGAUAUUCGAUCUGCAACAGCUGCGGGAUUUCAUGAGGUUGUAAAAUUGUUGCCGAAUGAACCAUCUCUUCUACCACCAUUUUUCGAAUUGAUUCGUGGAAGUCCUGCUGAAGUUGUUGGACAUUUGAUGGGUAGUCUUGAUCGAAUUCUUCCAGCACUCUACAAAUGUGUUUCUGAGCAAAAUAAUUGUAAAAUCAGCAGAUUACAGUUGGAUCAUAUAAUAAUAGGAUGCAAUCGACUAAUACGUAGAACUAGUUCCUGGCGGGCGCAACAUUCCUAUCUACAAAAUAUUGCCGUGCUACGACAUUUGAUUCCCGUCAAAGAUCUCUUUAUCUCUUUUGUUCCGAUGCUUAAACAGGAGGUGCUGACGACGCGCGCGAUUCCAUGUCGUGUCGCUGCUUCGGUUACACUUCUUCUGUUCAUGCGAGAAAAUCCAAGCGAAGCUGAUCGCCAGUCUAUCAUUGACUUCUUUGUUCACUCAGUCGCAAAGCAUCAGAAUUGUCAUCGACGUCGAUUAUUUUUGGACAUGAUUCCGGAAAUUAUCGCCAAUUUCAGCCGCAAAUUUUUCCAUGCAUAUUUUUUGACUCCAGUUUUGGGAAUGGCAAACGACAAAGUAGCAAACAUUAGAUUGCAGUUGUGCCAUAUGCUUUCAAAAAUAAAAGCAAAUUUGUACUUACCACAGGAUGAGGAGAUUUUGCGACGGGUAGAAGGAAUUAUUCGUGAUUUACUUUCCAAAGAGCAAAAUUCAUCAACACGACAGUUAAUUCAAACAUAUGCAUGUGAGCUAUCCCGGGCUGAAACCCGAAGCAAGAGUGACAAAUCGGACGAACUAAAACAAAAGGCGGAGGAUGAGAUUUGGAGUCAGAAGCAACUAGCUGUAGAAGUUCUCCAAGCAGCAGCCAACGGUACUUCAGAGCAGCGCCUCAAUGAAAAAAGGGUCAGUGACAAAGACGUUGGCCAUUUAGAUAAGGGUCCUUGGCGUACACAUAUACAGCAUCCCAAAACGGCUGUUGUUCGGCCACAACCACAAGUUGUCGUUACACAACGUAGUCCGAGCCCGAUGCCACGUAACUUCAGGACUGCAAUGGAGGAACGGAAAUCUCGACUUCCAUUAGCUACUUCACAAAAUAACAGAUAUUUAGAUCCAAAGUAUAAAACAGCAGCAAUAGCAUCAGCAGGAACAUCAGCAGUCAGAACUACUCUGCCACUGGUAAAUCGCAGAUGUAGUACCGAGGUGACAGCCAAAACUCGUCUUUCAACAGGUCGCAAAAAUUCAGGCACUUUAGCUGCAAAACCUCCGACUGGUUUAAGUGCUGAUAAUACAAAUACAUUAUCAGUGAAAGCUCGCCGUUCCUCAGUAACCACCAUAAUGUCGCGUUCAGUAUCAUGUUUAAACGGAAAAGUUGGAUUGAUGCCGUCGCAAUCGGCCGACUCAGUUACAUCGUUUGGCCAAGGGCUUAUCAAAGUCCGCAGUUUUUCAAAUAUUGCCAAAACACCGACUCAUCUGAUCAUGAAAGUAAAAAGUAUUAACUAAGUGAUACAUGCAGG